CAUUUGCGAAUUGCUUAGAUAUUUAAAAUGAGUAUAUGGAAAUUUCUGUAGGUAUAUGUGCAUGAUGUUAGAAUUGUAAAGUUUGUCAAUUUCUAACAAAAACCUGUUUAACGUGGUAAGUAUAGGGUUGAAAAUUGGUAUAUAAGUGAAUAGACACUGUCCAAAAAAUUCAUUUCACUUGUAGACGCCGACGAGAGUAGUAGUAGUAGGGUAACUCACCCCCCAAAAAAUUGAAAACACUGUUGUAAAAGGUUAAGUAACUAUAUUAAUUUAGUUGCUCAAAACCAAAAAAAACAUUAAUUCGUUAGUUAUUCGUUACCGGAAUGGAUUGAAAAUUUUUCGGUUUCUGGAAUUGACAUAUUGCUUUCCCCGUUGAAAGUCGCCAUUGAUUGUUACCUUCGAAAAUCCCCGUGGAAUCAGGGAUGGACAUUUCAACCGAUAAUUUAACCAGGAUCAGUCGUUCGAGUUGGGAGGAUGUCAGGGGUGCAAAUACAGGGAGUGGUGGUGGUUCAGUUGGGGCUAAUAGUUUUCUGACAAGCCCCUCUGUGAUAAAUUUGUCGCUUGUUAGAUCAAGUAAUAAUGUCAGCGAAGACCGCUCGUUGGGAGCAUCGUCGGUGAGUGAUAUUCUUCCGGAUAAUGCGGUGGAUAAGAUUGAUGGCUUAAUGGUUGUUGGCGAAGAUUGGAGCAUAAUUGAAAUAGACGGACUAGUACAAGUGAAACAGUUUCCUAAAGUGCAUGACCGUAAAAUUUCGUACUUCAAAGGACUGGAGGAGAUAUUGAAUCCGUGUGAUAGAAUAUAUGAAAUGGAUUUUAUAAUGAUUGACAACUGUGAAAUGAGCAUGUUAUGGCCAUCUAGGUCGAAUCGCACGGUAGUAGGCACAGAAAUAAGAUACAACUUGAUGGUUUCUGCCGUACAUGAUAUUAUAAGAAAGACUGUGGUUUUAACUUCAUCAAAGUCAAGCGUUGAUAUGAAAAUGAGAACCGACAAGCACAUUGUAAUAUAUGAAAAAGAUUGGAUGGAUCUUGCCCCAUUAGUAGCAGAUCGUUUAAACAACCUCACGUCCUUGGAGCAAGAAUUACUUCCUGAUUGUCGAAAAACAUUCUUCCUGGUAAAGAAAGUUGGUCAAGAUAGGGACGUGAUGACGCAUAAUCUCUACCGGUACCCUCUAGUCAAUGUACAACGGGCAGCAAUGAUAGCGGUUCAUGUUGCGACUGAUAUCACUGUUCCAGAGAGUAUAGUUUGGUGGAACGAAUCCGUCGGCAAAACGAUUAAUUUGCGUCCAAAGAAGAGUUUUAAUGUAGGACUACUUUGUGGUUGUAACAACUACAAGUUUGAAAUACCGCCAAAUAUAUACCAUGUCCAUCACAUGCAGUUCUAUACGAGGCUGUUCCACCAAGUUCAUCGUGACAACAACAAGUAA
Molecule: messenger RNA, 1421 nt
Organism: Folsomia candida
Lineage: Eukaryota; Metazoa; Arthropoda; Collembola; Entomobryomorpha; Isotomidae
Exons: 4
Coding region: 423-1421 (332 amino acids)
Source: RefSeq, a predicted model, not a curated record